Molecule: messenger RNA, 4696 nt
Organism: Exophiala viscosa
Lineage: Eukaryota; Fungi; Ascomycota; Eurotiomycetes; Chaetothyriales; Herpotrichiellaceae
Exons: 1
Coding region: 269-4630 (1453 amino acids)
Source: RefSeq, a predicted model, not a curated record
AGAUGGCCACUCCGACGAUGUCGUAUGCAGCCUCACAUACUGAGAUAUUCACAAGAAGCAUUCGAAUGGAGAUGAAUUAGCACACCGCCAUAACGACAAUGUCGACUCUGAAGUCCAUUCCUAGCCAUGGCCUCCAGCAAUCCAACUCCUGUUCACCUCGAUGUGCCUGUGACCGACGCUGAACGGGCUCAAGCCCAAGCCCGGCGGAGGGAUCACAGCUCCUCCGAUAUUCUACCAGAGCCAGUCUAUCAACCACGCGACGAACAACAUGUACCACCUUCACGCUUCCCCUCUAUACAUGGUCCGCCUGUCGUACAACAACUUUCUCAAAGUCUCGCAAAGAUUCGGAAACCGAAAUUAUGUCCCUCUACCGGAUUUCAAGGAGGAAGAUGAACCAAACUCCAUCAGCCUUCGAGAAGCGUCGCUCUAUAAAGAGGAUACCACGUACUCGCCGGCUUCAACAACACCAAUUCCUCCACUAUGGACUCCCAUCUGGUUGAGACGGUCGACUCUGGGCCUCUUCGCUCUAGCUUUCGCUCUUCUUGUGGUCGGCCUGACGCUAGUCUGGCAUUAUGACCAAGUCAACGAUGGCUUUCGGGUGUCCAACGGCAUGAAACACUAUGCCUGGGCUUAUGCCCCGACCGUCGUUGCUGUGGUCGUUGUUGCAGGUUGGCGCAUGGUGGACUAUCAUGCUAAGUUGGCUAUGCCAUUCGAUGCGCUUCAAAAUGGCCCUUUGAAGCCCUCGGAAAGUCUCUUUAUCGACUAUGUCUCGAAAUUCCAACUUGUGGCGUUGUUCGAAGCGAUCAAGAACAAUCACUUUGCUGUUAUGACUACGAUCACAGGGUUCGUGUUGUUGAAGGUCGUGACUGUGUUCUCAACAGGGUUGUUGCUUUUACUCCCAACACAAGUUACACAGAAAAAUACCUCCGUUAAAGCGAUCGGAUUCAGCUCGGAUGCUUUCGAUCCAAGCACAGCACUGGAUGAGUCGUCUUUCUCUCCCUUACCGGUAUAUGCCUACUACGGUGCCAUGGCCCAGGGUAUGCCUCUCGACAAUGGUGUGACUCUUGGUAUGGCGUAUGGUGUCUUCGCGUUUGAUUCGAACUCGUCGCUAGGAAAGAACGCUGUCACAUCAGGCACCGUCGAUGCAUUCGUGCCUCUCAUGAUGUGCCAGGCCCUUCAUGUUCAGCUGGAUAGUCCACUCAUCGUCAACGGCACUAAUUCGGCAGAGGCCUUUGCGACAUCUUCCGAUAUAUUCUUUAGUAUCGAAGUUGGCGGUACAUGCAGCCAGUCUCCUUCUGUCAGUGUCCCUGCGGAGGAUCCCUACACAAAUACUGUCUCGCAACGUCAAGUCACGGGUACGAUACAGGAGAUAUAUUGCGAAUCGGGAAACGGAACUGUCCCAGAUUCAAAUGGGCCCGCGGGGUUGUUAUUCACUCUUACCGACAUCGACUACCAACAGACACUAUUCGACAAUGCAACUCAGCUAGCUGGCGGGUCUUUUACGAUCGCAAGCAACGUGUCCCGGACAAUCACCAAUAUCACCAAUGUAUUUUGUGUCCCUUCGUACGUUAUGAGCACCGUCAAAGUGACCAACAACACUCAAGCGCAGGGCAGCGGGCAGGGCGUAACCGUUGUAUUGACAGAGGGAGCCACCAACAGCAGUUUGACGACAUUUUCAGAUUGGAAUGCCACCAGGGUGUUUGUUCAAUCUGCUACGUCGGCGGAAGGGCUUUUCGGGAGUACUGUUACCGAUGCUACUACCACAAACUCCAGUGGAAUCUUUACUUUGAUGGCUCUUACCCAUGGCUCGCAGGAUAUCAACACGCUUAUGGACCCUGACAAGAUGGUGGUGGCCGCCCAAGACACCUACAAGGGUAUCCUGUCACAGUAUGCUCACCAAGUGCUAAGAGCGGCCAAGACGAGUGAUGUCGAGGGAGGCACUGUUAGCAGAGAAGAAUCUAGGCUGCGGGUGAAUGAUAUCUCAAUCUGGACGAUGGCUUCGAUAUCUGGUCUGCUCAUGCUCUUCUGCAUUGCACUGAUCUUUGUUGCACCACGAGCGGUUGCUCCGCGCGACCCAAGCUCAAUCGCCACUGUUGCAACCAUCUUGACACGAAGCACCGAAUUGAACAGACUCUUGAGCCGGCCAGGGAUCCCAAGUUUUGCAAAUCAGAAGUUUACCUUGGCCGGAUUUGAAUUUGGCACCGCCAUUGCCACCACAGACUCUGGAAGCUCGAAUUUCAAAAUCGUAACUUCAGAAGGCGAGCCGGAAGACUCACAGACGAGAUCCAGCUUGGAAUUGAAAUGGUGGUUGCCUAUUACCGCAACAAUUCCCGCUGUGAUACUCACGUUUUCAAUUCCACUGUCGCUCAUUGCCGUCCUGGAGGUCCUUCAACAAUCCUCCGACAAGCAUCAUGGCGUCUAUACGGUCCCCGAUAACGACUGGACCGAGAUCUACAGUCACUAUAUUCCAACUGUGGUAAUGUUGAUCAUUGCAAUGUUGAUCAACAUACUCGACUUCAAUGUCGCUAUGUUUGCUCCGUGGAUUAACUUCGCCAAGGGUGACGCUAUCAGCAGAAGAUCCAUACUGAACCAUAUCUCAGGGAGGUCGCCUCCGUUUGCUUUGCUACAAGCAGUUCGAACCCGAAACGUAGGCGCUAUUCUUAGCUUCAGCGCAGCAGCAUUGGCGAGCAUUCUCACGAUCCUCGUUUCUGGUCUGUACACAGUCGAAGAUGAUGCUAGGCAUGGCAACAAUGUAUCGCUCACGCAGCUCGACACGUUCAAUUUGCAGUGGUCCAACAGUUUCUCUCUCGAUAACGGAGCAGCUGCCAUGGCCGACCUGAUCAUGCACCAGAACUUCAGCUAUCCUCAAUCCACCUAUGAAGGUUUGGUCUUUCCCAAGGUCUCAAUCAGCGAUCCGACAAGUUCUAGCUCUGUUUCAACCGCUCAUGGGACGAUGAGCUAUAUAUUGCCAGCUGUCCGAGGCAACUUGAGGUGUGAGGUCCUACCAAAUGCGUCAAUCAUCGUGAUCACCCAACAAGCCGGAUCCGACAGUGCCUAUGCCACGGAUCAAGCCUUCGUUACGGCUACUGCAUCACUACCAGACUCCUGCCAGCUGGGUGGUGCCGAUGGCACUGACUCUUCUGUCACAUACGAAAACAACUUUGAGCUUCCCUCGGGAGGGAAAGGCACCUACGCCGGCGCACAACUGGAUCUGCUUUUCGGGUCCAAUGCCUCGACAUACGGAAACUAUGGUGAGGCGCGUGGUCAGUACAUUGGCGACAAUCCUGCCGUUGGUUGUCCCAGCCUUGCAUUCACUUUUGGCCACUUCCAACUGAACAGCGAUGACCAGAGCCAAGUCACGACCAUGAUUUGCUACCAGGAGAUACAGAGCCUCCAAGCAAAUGUUACAUUCAAGCUCAACACGACAACGAUGGACUCUGACCACCCUCCUGUUGUGCAAAAUGAUACGAUUUCACUCAAAGCGAAUCCAUUGAGCACUACCGGAGUAAAGUCCUUCGACUUCCGUAUCCAGAACAACCUUGCUAGCGAAAUGACUCUGUUCAACGGUGCUGUCGAGACACCGGCCACGAACCCCCCCGCCACCAACACGUUCGACAUUUACUUUCAAGCCAUCAUCAACGGCUCCACUCCACACGAUCCAUCAACACUCGUGGGCGCCAACAACCAGAACGCACUCAUUGACGCGGUCAACCAAUUCUACCGCAUCUACAUGGCCCAAGCCAUCACGACCAACAUGCGCGCCCCACAAGCAGACAGCAGCACUUCAUCGCGCCUCUCCCGCCGCCAGAUCGGCACCACAAGCAGCAGCGCCACCACCGUCACGACAUCACGCCUGGUACAAGACAACAACACUAAGAUGAUGCUCCAGAUCAUCUUGGGCGUCAUGACCAUUCUCGCGGCAGCAGCAUGGCUCACCACCAAAAUGCGUCGUGUCCUACCCUGUAACCCAUGCUCCCUGGCCGGCACAAUGUCUCUCCUCGCCGGCAGCGAUCUCUGCUACAACACCGACGCUGGCCUCUGCGAGUGCUGCGGCAAACCCCGCCGGCGGUCGUUUGGACAGGAGGACAACCGACCCGAGAGCAUACAUGUAGCUGUCGAUGAGCACCAACAGGCCGACGACCGCAAACAAAUCAUCCCUGAUGGCGCAGAGUGGAUGCCCCAGCUUCAAUUUGAGACUGUCUUUGGCGGGCAGAGGUACAGCAUGGGCUGGUGGCGCGAGCGCGGCUUGAUCGGCAAACGGCGGCGCUUCGGUGUUGACGUCGGCGUCAGGGCGGACGGACCGGAUGAUCAAGAAUGGGAACUUGGGUCUAGACGGCCUGAGGGACCGGGCUUCUCGGGGUUUAUGGUGCGAGGUGGUGACCGCGCCGGACGAGGCGAGUAUUCACGCUUCAGACGACGGGGCCGGUCUGUUAGUCCUGUGCCCUCGGCCGUGGAGGCCGAGGAGAUGGAUAUCACUGCAGAACGUAUGUCUGUGCCCAUGGCGUCUGGGGCGCGAUUGGAACCACUUAGGGAUUCGGAGCGAUUCUACUCUCGCGAAGAUGAAGCUGGAGGGCCGGGGCCGGCUACUUUAGCGAGACGGGAUGGCUUGUAUCCGGGCGGUGAAGCGUAGGCGUUGUGGAUUUGUGCUUUUCUGUUCGUCGAAGCUUUAAGCAAGCGAUAUCGGAGUAAUGUGUCU